Messenger RNA from Pelobates cultripes (western spadefoot toad), 374 nucleotides. Lineage: Eukaryota; Metazoa; Chordata; Amphibia; Anura; Pelobatidae. The record is from the annotation of a GenBank genome assembly.
AUGACGCGACUGAGACACGAGCAACUCAAACACUUUCUAAGCACAAAUCCACCACUAUCACAAGGCCAUAGAACCCACACUCUAUACGAGACCCAAUGCGCACAACACAGCAUCCAGAGGGGCCACAUAUCCUCCUUCUAUAAACAAUUAUGCCGACGAAAGGACGAACUCCUACCUACCUAUACAUCCAAGUGGGAAACAGAGCUGGGGAUACAAAUGCAAACCAAAGAGUGGUAUAAAAUAUUCGCCAAUGUCUUCCGCACAUCCAAAAGCAACAGCACACAUGAGAGCAAUUACAAACGAAUAGCCAGAUGGCACUACACACCAUCCCGCAUCCACAGAUUCUUCCCAAACGCACCAAACACAUGCUGGAG